CUUCGUGUCGCUUUUAGGGUUUUAGCAAACAAAAGUCUCGCGCAACUUCCUCUCAUAGCUCAUUAGGAGAAACCUUCUGUUCUCUCUUCUUUGUGUUUCGUGGUGGGUUUUGAUUUGAACUCUGUAGCAGAAGCAGAGAGAUGGAGCACGGUUCGUUCACGAAUGAUAGUGAUGCUUCCUUUACUCUUGCGGAAGAAGACCACACACUUGCUAACGCCGUUCGUUUCAUGUUAAACCAAGAUCCGAGAGUAACAUUGGCCGGGUACAGCAUCCCACAUCCUUCCCUUGAAUGUGUCAAUGUCCGAGUCCAGACCACAGGCGAUCCGGCGAGGGAGGUACUGAAAGAUGCUUGUCAAGAGCUCAUGCUCAUGAACAGACAUGUGAGGAGUGUCUUUGACAAGGCGGUUUCAGAGUUUAAGGUUGAACAAGCGCGUUUGGCCGCAGAGGAGGAGGAGAAGAAGAAGGCUGAAGAAGAAGCGAUUAAGAAGCAGAGGGAUCUACUCGCGUCCAUGGAUAUUGAAAGCGAUUGAUUUUAGGGGGAAACAAAAACAUUUUUAUUCUCUAUAGCGUUUUUUCUUUGAUUUGUAUCCUUUACAUUUGUCAGACGACUCGUAAUUGACUAAUAUUAUUGUCAAAA
This is a messenger RNA of Brassica napus (rape), 637 nucleotides long. RefSeq names its product DNA-directed RNA polymerases I and III subunit RPAC2-like. NCBI's taxonomy places the organism in Eukaryota, Viridiplantae, Streptophyta, Magnoliopsida, Brassicales, Brassicaceae. The coding region runs from base 141 to 530 and encodes 129 amino acids. Gene Ontology annotation, biological process: DNA-templated transcription. Gene Ontology annotation, molecular function: DNA binding; DNA-directed RNA polymerase activity; protein dimerization activity. The record is from RefSeq and is a predicted model, not a curated record. The transcript has 3 exons. Gene Ontology annotation, cellular component: RNA polymerase I complex; RNA polymerase III complex.